UUACCUUCCUUCCGGAUUCACCUGCCUGUCCGCCUGCGCUGGAGUUGAAGGAUGCGGCUGCGCUCCGGGGUCUUUGCUUCUUUCUGCCUGGCGGUGCAGGCCUUGGGCGUGGGGCUUUUCCUUAGAGGCUUCUUCCCGGUGCAGGUCAGAUCGUUGUUUCCGAGCGGGACCUUCGGCCAGGUGCCCGCAGAGCCUCCUAAGACAGAAGACAAAUCAGAAUGGACCAUGACGAUCCCGCCAAUUUUUAACAAAGUAGUUAUAGUGUUAAUUGAUGCCUUGAGAGAUGACUUCGUUUUUGGUUCAAAAGGUCUAAAGUUCAUGCCGUAUACAACAGACCUGGUGGAAAAAGGAACAACACAUGCUUUUAUAGCAGAAGCCAAGGCACCUACUGUCACUAUGCCUCGAAUUAAAGCACUGAUGACUGGUAGAAUCCCAGGUUUCAUUGAUGUAAUCAUGAACCUUAACUCUCCAGCUUUGAAGGAAGACAACUUAAUAUGGCAGGCCAAAACUGCUGGGAAAAGAAUGAUUUUCUAUGGUGAUGAUACCUGGAUUAAGCUGUUUCCAAAGCAUUUUGUUGAAUAUGAUGGGACAACAUCUUUUUUUGUCUCAGACUACACAGAGGUUGACAACAAUGUUACUAGACAUUUGAAUAAUGUAUUGAAAAGAGAAGACUGGGACAUACUCAUUCUUCACUAUUUGGGAUUGGAUCAUAUUGGUCAUCUGAGUGGACCAAACAGUCCUUUGAUAGGACCAAAGCUUUCUGAAAUGGAUAACAUUAUCUCGAAGAUUCAUAAGUCUCUGCUCUCCAAGGAACUGGAAAAAGGAACUUUGCCCAAUUUACUUGUUGUAUGUGGUGACCAUGGCAUGUCUGAAACAGGAAACCAUGGGGGUUCCUCAGAAAGUGAAAUUCGCACCCCCUUGCUUUUUGUCAGCUCUGCUUUUCAAAGAACAGGUGGUCCCCCAAAGUAUCCAGAACUUAUCCAACAGACUGAUUUGGCUGUCACCUUAGCAUUAGGACUUGGCUUGCCGAUUUCAAGAAACAACGUUGGGAAGCUUCUGUCCCCUGUGAUAGAGUGGAAGACAGCUAGAGAACAGCUACGGUUGUUGCAUUUGAAUGGUUUCCAACUCAGUCAACUUCUUAAAGGGAAUGUUCCUACAUAUGAGAAAGAUCCUGGAUUUGAAAUGUUUAUGAAGGCAGAAAAAGCUCAUGGGAAUUGGAUUCAAUACUACGUGGACGGUAGUAGUACACAAGUUGUCAUGAAUUUGAGCAAGAAAAUCAUAAAACAAUAUUUGGAAGCUCUCAAGAGCCUGAGUUCUUCUUUAAGCCAGCAAGUAGCCCAGUAUGACAUAUAUUCAAUGAUAAUAGGAAUGAUGAUUGUUCUGGAGGUGCUGUUCUUACUCUUACUGAGCCUUCCAAAAGCCCUGAGCAGCAAAGCUGAAUUUCAGAUGCCAAACUCAUCCACGUGUUCUCUGAUGUUCUUCUUGAUGUGCCUUUUAUGGAGUGCCAUUCAUGUAGUUGUGUGUACCUCCAUGGAAAGUUUAUGCUAUUUUUGCAGCAUUCCCUGGAUUGUGGUAACUGGAGUUAUCAUCCUGGCUUCGGGGCUUUUUUGGGUCAUAAUUUCCCUUCUGGAAAGGCGGGUUAUAAAUUCAAGACAACCGUUGAAGAAUCCAGCUGCUGCUCCUUCUAGUUGGUCUGAAUUAGAUGUGCUGAUCCUGGCAGGCACCAUUGGCCAUAUUUCAAGUCUGGGUGCCAGCAGCUUUAUCGAAGAAGAACACCAAACCUGGUACUUCCUGAUCAAUACCCUUUGCCUUGCCCUCUGCCAAGAAAUCUGCAGGCACUAUUUCUUGACCAAGGACGGUGAUCUGCAGAUCCCCACCACGAACAAGGCAAAGGCAGAAGAAAUGAAAGAAACUCCUCCCCACUACAGAAGUGAUGUUGAAAUAACAGAGGAUGAGCUGAAGAUGGGCAGAGGGGACGAUCCGGUAAGCGUGAAUACCUUUGAGAAGUGGAUGGCCUUAGCGACUCCGUGGCUCAUCCUUAUCAUCUGUAGAGUGCUCCGUUCGUUGAAUCAAACUGGAGUCCAGUGGGCCCAUAGGCCAGAUUUUGGACAUUGGCUGACAAGCUCCGAACAUAAAGCUGAACUCUCUCUUCUGGCAUCAGUAUCUCUAGUUAUGAUCUUUAUACUUGUUCAUCAAAGAUGUUCUUUGGUUUCGAAAAUAGCAAUGGCACUUGGACUCUUGGGAGUGUACAGUUACCGGGCAGCAAUAGGAAAUGUGGAAUUUCCAUGGCAACGAGACAGAAAAGAUAUUUCAAAGGGCACAAUCGAAGCACGUUUUGUUUACAUCUUUGUUCUUGGCAUCAUCUUCACAGGCACAAAAGAUUUAUUCAAAUCUCUAUUUUUUUCAACGGGUACUAAGAUCAAGUUUACAAGUUUAUGGGAAAUCUACAGUGGGCUGGUUCUGCUAUCAGCUCUCUUGUUCAGACCUCAUAAUUUACCAGUUUUGGUCUUGUGCCUAUUCAUUCAAACCAUGAUGAGAAACUACAUCUGGAAGCCACUAAAUUUUGAUGCAGCUCAAGUUACUAUCAUGCAUUAUUGGUUUGGACAAGCAUUUUUCUUUUUCCAGGGUAAUUCAAACGGCAUUGCUUCUGUGGAUGUUACAGCUGGCUUUGUUGGACUAAACGACUACGUAGAAAUUCCUGCCAUUUUUCUUACUGCGCUUGCAACAUACUCUGGGCCUCUGCUGUGGGCCAUUCAUUUGCUGUGUUAUUUGAGUUCUGAAGUGGACAGGAAUCCUGCAGCGAUUGGGCAUGGCUGUUUCUGUUAUGCACUGUUGCGCUCCAUCCCAGUUACGGUAUAUAUUAUUCUGAUCACAGGACUACGAUACCAUCUCUUUAUCUGGAGCGUCUUUUCACCAAAACUCCUCUACGAGGGAGUCCACACUUUCAUCACAGCGGCUGUGUGUACUUUCUUUACAGUGGUGGAUCACCAGCAGCGCAAAGACUGAAAUCCCGGGUCGCGCAGAAUUUUACCGUACUUAAUUUCUAACCGGGGACCAAAGUUUGACAAUAGAAUGAGAAUUCUUGCUGCUAGACUCCAAUGAAGUCUAGAAAUUAGUCUUUGAAUUUUUUUUUCUCCUGUUUUUCUUGGCUGUGGGCGUGACAAAACCAUCCUGAAGUGGCACUUGAAUGUAGAUGGCUGGGAAACUGAGUGACCGGAUUAGCUUUGUUGUAUAAAUGUUGUACAAUCACCUGCUUCCCUUCCCAGUGUCAGAUAUAGUGCCUUUCUAAAUUUGGAGUCCUUAUGCUGGGAUUUUAAGCAGGUUGAUCUUUGGAGUAUGCUGGAAUGUAACUGGGUUUAACUACAGUUAAAAACCCAUGCUGACCACUUCCGUAUGAAUAAAGGAGUUGUGGUUCUUACUGUUAAUCCUAUAUAAUUACAAGGUCUGCUUGUUUUUUGCAUUGUGCUUUGCCUAGUUCCAGUGAAGCUAUCAAUGCAAUAAGAGCUUUUGUUUAUCAUUCCAGCUUGUCGCAGAGACGGACUAUGAUUAGGACUGGGAAGGUUAGCAUUAGGUUCAAAAUCAACCAGCAAGCUUCCCUGUCUAAGUAAGGAUUAAACCUGGGUCUUUCUGCUCCUAGUGCAGAACUUAAUUAUAGGUUGUCCUUGACUUACAACAGUUCAUUUAGUGACCUUUCAAAGCUACAGCAUCACUGAAAGAAGUGACCAUUUUUCACACGACCAUUGUAGCAUCCUCAUGGUCACAUAAUCAAAAUUCAGACAGUGAGCUGACAACAGUGAACAGGCAACUGACUCAUAUUUAUGACGGUUCCAGUGUCCCGGGAUCAUAUGAUCAGCUUUUGCGACUUUCUGACGACCAAAGUCAGUGGGUAAACCACAUUUCACGACCGGAUUACUAACUUAACAACUGCUAUGAUUCACUUCACAAUGGUGGCAAGAA
Notechis scutatus (mainland tiger snake) is the source of this 3957-nucleotide messenger RNA. RefSeq names its product phosphatidylinositol glycan anchor biosynthesis class G (EMM blood group) (gene PIGG). Gene Ontology annotation, biological process: GPI anchor biosynthetic process. Gene Ontology annotation, cellular component: endoplasmic reticulum membrane. NCBI's taxonomy places the organism in Eukaryota, Metazoa, Chordata, Lepidosauria, Squamata, Elapidae. The record is from RefSeq and is a predicted model, not a curated record.